This is a messenger RNA of Perca flavescens (yellow perch), 1421 nucleotides long. It is a transcript of the gene cabcoco1, whose product is annotated as ciliary associated calcium binding coiled-coil 1. NCBI's taxonomy places the organism in Eukaryota, Metazoa, Chordata, Actinopteri, Perciformes, Percidae. The record is from RefSeq and is a predicted model, not a curated record. The transcript has 5 exons. Bases 446 to 1045 code for a protein of 199 amino acids.
CAGGAACCACUGUGGUACACACAAAAGCUCUCCAACUAGUAGACUAGGCCUAUAUAAAGUAAUUCAUCGGAUUAAACGACUCAUUUGUUACAAUGUUAAGAUAACUUUCACUGGAAAUGUAUGUUUGGAUCAACUGCCUGGGACUCGACGCUAUCUUAAAAAAUAGCUGCUGAGAAUGUGUGAAUUUCGCGGACGUACACAAUCUAAAUCUGUCAGUCGAAACAUUAUUUUUUUCAGCAGAUAUCUACAAGAUAAGCUAGCAAAAGCAGUUUGUCGUUUAUGUGUGUGGUAGUUAUUAUUCAGUUGGGGAAAUCCCACGAUCUCUACCAAACUAAUGUUAGCUUAAGUUGACAUGAUGGUUUAAGUUGUCUGUCGUGCCAAUGUUGACGUUGGAUCAGAACAGCGGUUUGGCAUAUAUAACGUGUAUAUUAAUAAUAUACAGUCUAUGGUUUGGCGGGGUGCUGCCAUGGCAACGACUAGAGCGUCAACCAGUGACUGUAAAAAGACAACAUGUCCGGGGGAGCGACACGUCGUGAAAAGAGAGAGCAACCAAAAGCAAAGGACAAUAAGCUACAGUGAAAUGAAAGUGAUUCUGGACUUGAGGAAUCAUCAGAUCUGUAUGAAGGAAGCUGCCCUGCUGGAUUACUAUGUCUGUGGCUUCUGGUGGGCGAAAGAGGCCAACUUCACCCCCAUAAAGAUCUCCUUCACCAUGGCUGUACUGCACAUGCUGCUGGAUAACAUAAGAGAGAAACAGAUGGUUUUAGUGGAGAACUUGAUGGAGUUUGCUAAGGCCUUAUGUGCUGCCUGCAAGUGGUCGACUUCAAAGGAAGACAGCCCUCCACUUCUAGACAGAGAAGAAGCCACGGCACUCAUAAGUUACAUCAGAAACAGUCUGUUUCAGAAAUACAGACUCUAUGAGCUUCUGUUCACCACAUCCAGAGAGGAGCUACUGACAGGCAUGGAGAGGACCAUUGAGGUGUUGAGCUGUCAGGAUGCUCUCACUCCCUUGGAGGAAGGUAUUUCCACUCACCUCUCCUUCCACUAAAUGGCUCUGCCUGUUAUCCAGACAAAUGAACAGGUGACGAUGGAUAGAGGGAUAGCAUCAGUGUGAGCUGUGACUUGCGAUUCCUUUGUCGUCCACAGUAGGGCGUUGUCUGUCUGUGGAAUCAGACUGUACAUAAGCAGUCCACAUGUCAUCUUUGUCCUUACUUUUGCUUUGUUUCUGUACCUUUCACACAGUCCAUGUUGUUAGACUGCCUCACAUGGAUCAAAUGACCUAUAAACUAGGCUAAUUGUUAGACUUCCUAUGGGUAAAGUGGUAUGUAACAGUGACACAGAAGGGUACACAUGUUUUUUCCUUCACAAUAGAUAGUUAAUCAGUUUGUUAAAAAAUAAUAAUAAAAGAAACCUCUUCUGAAAUA